AUGGAGGCGAAGUCGUCCCUGAUUGGCCUCUUCGGCCUACUUUGCCUCGUCCUGCAAAGUGCAGAGGUUUUCGCAACCGCUUUGGGGGAAGACUCCGGUUCCGUCGAUCCGAUGACGGAACUCCGGUUCCGAGGCGAGACUACCGCAGUCGCCCACCGGAAGCUGAUGCAGACUGCGUCACCAACUCAGGCGCUAGGUGCGGUUGCGUCCAUGUGCCCGCCUACUGACCUGAUGUCGAAGCCGCUGACCCGGGUCAUCUGUUACUACGUCGUGACGACUGGUGGGGUCGAGUCCAGUGCGAGGGCGGAUUGCACGUACAACGCAACCGGUGCUCUUCUCAAGCCUUCAAUAAUACCCGCGGUCUCCUGCCCAGUAAUGGUCGUCCCCAACUCUUGUCCCGCGUCGGUUCAGCAGAACGUUGCAAGUGUAGUGAGGCUCACAUGCCCCGUCAUAAAUUCGACCUCGAACCCGUUGACGCGAUUCGCGUGUCUGUACGGAGUCCAGCAGAGUGUCCCAGCCAGCUUUAACACUACAUACGCGGACUGUUUCUACAACACGACCGGUGCACUCGUGCAGUCGCAAGUGGAUGAUCCAAAUAUCCUCUCCUGCCCAGGUGGGCUAUAA
Klebsormidium nitens is the source of this 624-nucleotide messenger RNA. The record is from the annotation of a GenBank genome assembly. Lineage: Eukaryota; Viridiplantae; Streptophyta; Klebsormidiophyceae; Klebsormidiales; Klebsormidiaceae.